Drosophila sulfurigaster albostrigata is the source of this 3049-nucleotide messenger RNA. RefSeq names its product programmed cell death protein 4 (gene Pdcd4). Gene Ontology annotation, biological process: negative regulation of DNA-templated transcription. The record is from RefSeq and is a predicted model, not a curated record. NCBI's taxonomy places the organism in Eukaryota, Metazoa, Arthropoda, Insecta, Diptera, Drosophilidae. The coding region runs from base 1031 to 2638 and encodes 535 amino acids. Gene Ontology annotation, cellular component: nucleus; cytosol. The transcript is spliced from 4 exons.
UGGAUUUUUCAUCGUGUUCGCUUCGUUACGGAUAUCUUCUCAAUAUCUUCUAUUCCAAAGCACCAUACAUAUAUAUAUAUGCAAUUUUUGCUGCAAGUUGAACAAAAAUAAAAACAAAACAAAAAUUUAAAAAAAAAUUGUAAUUUGGCAAAAUCAGCUCGAAUUAGAACGCGAGCUGUGUUGUGCAGCGCGCAAAAAAAACAAAAACAAAAGCUCCGAGCCCUUUAAUACACACACUGAUUGAUUGAUGUAUGGAUAAGUGCAUUGCAGAUUCCAAUUGGUUUUGAUUGUGUGUGUGGGUGUUUUUUUGAACAGGCAUUUUAUGUUCUAAACGGAAUACAUAUUUUUUUAUUGUUACAUUUAUACAUUGUCGUAUAAUAACAAGUGCGAACAGAACACAUUUGAACGAUUCCAACCAAAAACAAACAUAUAAAAAUUCACCAAAUUGCAUUUUGUGUGCAUAUUCUUCUCACAUCUAUUGCUGCCAACAAAACCCACGCGUAGCACAAAAAAAUCACACACACAAGCGUAGAGACGAAACGAAUCCCAACGCCAAAAGCAAGUUGCCAAACAAAAACAACACCAGCAACAGCAAAAACAGGCUCCAGCAGUUUGCUGCAGCAGCGCGCCAACAUCGCUGUCAACGUCGCUGCAUUUUAGCCCAGCAGCAUUAACGUUGACGUUGUUGUUGUUGUCGUCGCCGCCGCCGCGAGACGGAUAAGAGCACAAAAGGCAAUCACAAAAAGUACUCACAUCGAGUCUAUCGAAACUCACAGGAGAAGUCAAGCACCUGGUAAAACAGUACAACAAAACUAACCUACAAGCAAAAUAAGAGAUAAUAGAAAACGAGUGAGAGAGAGAGAGAGAGGAUAAAAUUGUUGUUGCUUCUUGUUGUGCAUUCCAAAACACUCGAAAAAAAACACACUGUGCAAGGGAGAGUGAAGAACGUGAGCAGCAGAAAAAAAGUCCACAUUGCAAGAGUGCUAGAAGGAAAGAAAGAGACAGAGAGCGGAGCAUAAGCAGUAGAAGCAUGGAGUUAGAGUCGAACAGCAACAAACACGCCAAUGGCGACACUUCGAGUGUUGGCGAUGGCUCGGACUCAAAGGAAAGCUCCGUGGAACGCGAAUUGAAUGGCGAAAUCGAGGCAGUGGAGCUAAAUGGCAGCGGCUCAUCGAAUGGCCAUCAUCAUCAACAUCAACAUCAGGGGUCAGGUCACAUGAAGAAACCGCUGCCCGUGGGCGACGGACACGAUGGUCGGAUCAAACGCAAGGCACGUCGCCUCAUCCAAAGACAGAACAGCGGCAGCGGAUCAAAUGCCGGCAGCAGCAGUACAACAAUAUCGCUGACCAACGGAGGCGGCGGCAGUGCAUCAAAUGCAUCUGGUGCAUCGGCCAGCUCAGCAACAGGUUCCAGCGCCAAUGCGUCAGCGGCCCUCUCAUCGCUGUCCAAUGGCAUCCUUCCAGCGGGCACCGGGUAUGUGGUGCCGCAUCGUCGCUGGAAGAAUAGCCGAAGAUCCCGGAAUCUGCAGCGUGGUCGUGGACUGCCCAAGAAGGGUGGAGCCGGAGGCAAAGGUGUGUGGGGAUUGCCCGGUUCGGAAGUGCUCGCCGAGGUGUAUGAGGAUGAGAAUGAUCCCAACUACGAUAGCGAGUGCAACGAUCGCAAUGUGGAGCUACGCGAGGUGAUUACCGAAAUCACACCCGAGGAGUUCUUCAAGCUCGCCGAACCGAUCGUGCUCGAGUACUACGAGCAUGGCGAUACCCAUGAGGUGGCCGUCAGCUUCGAUGAGAUACUGCAGAGUCCGUUGCGUGAACACAUCACCAGCAUACUGGUCGAGAUUGCCAUGGAUCACAAGGAUUCGCAGCGGGAAAUGACCUCGGUGCUCAUUUCGGAUCUCUACGGUCGCGUCAUCACCGGCAAGGACAUCGAGAAGGGCUUCAACAUGCUGUUGGCCAAUCUGCCCGACCUCAUACUCGACACCCCCGAGGCCCCCGUCAUGCUUGGCAAUUUCAUGGCCCGCGCCAUCGCCGACGAUUGCAUGCCACCGAAAUUCGUCAGUCGACCCGAGGAGCAUCAGCAGCUAAACGAGCACGCCGAGCAGGCGCUCCGACGUGCCGACGCCCUGCUCCACAAGCAGGUCUGGGCACAUCUCGACAAUGUCUGGGGCAUGGGCGGUCCCUUGCGACCGGUGAAGACGAUCACCAAGCAGAUGACCCUGCUCCUCAAGGAGUAUCUCUCGUCGCGGGACGUCGCCGAGGCGCAGCGUUGUCUUCGUGCCCUCGAGGUGCCCCACUAUCAUCAUGAGCUUGUCUAUGAGGCUAUUGUGAUGACUCUCGAAUCGCUCAGUCAGACCACCGAGGAGGCCAUGUGUGAGCUGCUCAAAUCGCUGGAUUUAACCUGUCUGGUUUUGCCAGCAGGCAUGGAGCAGGGCUUCAUGCGAGUCUACGAUGAUAUGGCGGACAUCGUGCUGGACGUGCCAUUGGCGUAUAUAAUACUCGAUCGAUUUGUGGAGCGCUGUAAUCGUGCCGGUUUUCUAACCGACAAGAUUAUCAACAAUGUGCCAUCACGUGGACGCAAGCGUUUCGUCUCUGAGGGCGACGGUGGCCACGUGAAGCCCGCAACUUUGCCCAUGCGCGACUAAGAAUCGACAAAUGAUUGAUUGCUAUCUCUCUCUCCCCAACAAGAACAACCAGCAUCUCAACAUCAACUAGAAGAAGAACUAGAACAACAAAAGCAACUAACGAGUACAAGCAGCAAAAACAACAAAAACAAUUUGUAAGAGAGAGCUGUGCUUGAGUGAUCGGCUACGAGUGAAAGAGAGAGAGAGAGGAGACGAUUGCAGAAGAAGAGUGAGGAUAUCCAUCGGCUAAAGCAAGAAAAAAAUAAUAAAACCAAAAAAGAAUAUAACAAGAAACAAACAACAACAACAAAUACACAACAAUCAAUCGGAAAUUGAUCUCCGUUUAAACUACAUGAAUAAUAUAUACAUAUACAUACAUAUAUCUACAUAUAACAUAAAUUUAUUUUAAAAUAUUUGUAAAAAAAAAACAAA